AUGGACCUUAUUCAAGAGGCUGGUUUAAUGAAGACUGUGACUCAGUUCUCAAAGUGCUAUGAGAUGUUGGUAAAGGAAUUUAUUGUUAAUUUGUCUGAAGAAUAUGCUGAUGGCAAGUCUAAGGAAUUCAGGAAAGUGUAUGUGAGAGGCAAGUGUGUAAGGAAGUGGCCUCUCAAAGGAAAAUUGGUGGCAAGUAAACUGAGUGUCAAGUAUGCAAUGUUGCACAAGAUUGGAGCUGCUAACUGGGUGCCCACCAAUCAUAAAUCUACAGUUGCUGUAAUGCUUGGAAAGUUUAUAUAUGCUAUUGGAACCAAAGCCAAAUUUGACUAUGGCUCCUAUAUUUUUGAUCAAACUUUGAAGCAUGCAGGAAGCUUCAGUGUGAAGGGUCCUAUAGCCUUUCCUUCUCUCAUCUGUGGUAUUGUUUUGAAUCAGUUUCCAAACAUCUUAACUGAGAAUGAUUCUGUGAAGAAAAGAGACAGCCAUAUGUCGUUCAAUCAUAAGCCGUUCCUAGGUACCCAUGUCUCUGACAUUGUCAUGACAUCAGGUGAGAUAUCACGUGUAAGCAAUCAACCAGGUAAAGUUGUUGUCAUUGCAAUGCUCAAAGAAACCUGCAGGGAAUUAGAGGCAAGGAAGCUGAAAUUGGAAAAAUUGAUUAGCUCUUUGGAGAUGACUGAAGGUGAUGUGCUAGCUGAUGGUGGAGAAUUUGGUGAAGUUGCUGCUGUUGCAGAAGAAGCUGAAAGGCAAGGUGAAGAGGGAGAAGUAGAUGCCAGUCCUGAUGAUGGCACAAAUGAUGAUGCUGACUCUGAGUCAGAUGACUAG
This is a messenger RNA of Lathyrus oleraceus (garden pea), 819 nucleotides long. RefSeq lists its product as uncharacterized. The record is from RefSeq and is a predicted model, not a curated record. The coding region runs from base 1 to 819 and encodes 272 amino acids. Lineage: Eukaryota; Viridiplantae; Streptophyta; Magnoliopsida; Fabales; Fabaceae. The transcript has 2 exons.